Saccharomycopsis crataegensis is the source of this 1515-nucleotide messenger RNA. RefSeq names its product glutamyl-tRNA(Gln) amidotransferase subunit. Lineage: Eukaryota; Fungi; Ascomycota; Saccharomycetes; Ascoideales; Saccharomycopsidaceae. The transcript has a single exon. Gene Ontology annotation, biological process: glutaminyl-tRNAGln biosynthesis via transamidation; mitochondrial translation. Gene Ontology annotation, molecular function: glutaminyl-tRNA synthase (glutamine-hydrolyzing) activity. Bases 1 to 1515 code for a protein of 504 amino acids. Gene Ontology annotation, cellular component: mitochondrion; glutamyl-tRNA(Gln) amidotransferase complex. The record is from RefSeq and is a predicted model, not a curated record.
AUGUUAAAGAAUAGUGUAGAUUCGUCGUUGGUCAAGAUUGGCAGAAUACACCAUGCACAUAAAAAAUACAAUAUUUUCACGUCAACGAGGCCUAUCAAUAAGUUGAAACAGCAGAUUCUUUCUCUCAAUAAAGACGAGUCAAAACUCUUAAGUGGCUCUCUUUGCUCCAUAAAGGAUAACAUUGCCACAAAACAGGAGUAUACUACUUGCUCGUCAAGUAGUCUUCGUGAUUAUAAGUCUCCUUUCAGUGCAACAGUGGUGGAUCUUUUGGAGAAACAUGGAUCAAUAGUCAUAGGCAAAACAAACUUGGAUGAAUUUGGAAUGGGGGCUAAUAACUCAUACUCUCAUAUUGGCCAAACACUUAAUCCAAUGUACGAUGAUAAUAAGGAUAGUGAGACUUUUUUGGAUGCUGACAAGUAUGUUCCUGGAGGAUCGUCUGGCGGUUCAGCAGCGGCGGUAAGUGCUGGAGUGUGUGAUUUUGCGUUGGGAACUGAUACUGGUGGAUCUGUUCGUUUACCAGCCGCAUACUGUGGCGUUCAUGGGUUCAAGCCUUCUUAUGGCAGAAUAUCAAGAUGGGGUGUGGUUGCCUAUGCCCAAUCGCUAGAUACUGUCGGGAUAUUAGGAAGCAACUUGGAGAUUAUUAAGUCGGUUUAUAAUGUUUUAAACCAAUACGAUACUAAAGAUCCAACUUGCAUUGAUAAUCAAGUAAGAUCAAGGAUCACUGCCCUCACAGAAAAACUCACCAGCAUUGAUGAUGCUAAGAAAAUUAACAUUGGGAUCUCUACAGACUAUUUGGCUAAAGGAGUGACGCCCGAUACUCUCGCGACAAUCGAAUUACUAGCUUCAAAAUUAUUUGGCUCAGGAUACAAUAUUGUUCCUGUUAAAUUACCAAGUUUAUCCAAUGCUGUGCCUGCGUAUUUCACAAUUGCAUAUUCAGAGGCUACUUCUAAUUUAUCCAGAUACGAUGGAGUGAGAUACGGAUAUUCAACAAUUGAGGCAGGGAAAGAGACCACUGAAGAUUACAAAUCUUUUAUUUCUAAAACUAGAUCAGAAGGAUUCGGUGCAGAAGUUCAAAAGAGAAUUUUGAUUGGUAAUUAUAACUUGAGUUCAGAGAAGUUCCAGAAUAACUAUCUUAAGGCCGGAGCCGUAAGAAAGAAGCUUACGGCUGAGUUCAACUCUAUUUUCAAGUUACCUAAUGCGUUAUAUACUUUGGAUGUACAAGGUUCUGAUGUUCAUAGUCCUACUAAAGUUGAUUUCAUCAUUGCUCCAAUUUCCGCGUCUAGAGCCCCAAAGUUGAGUGACCUAGUUGAAAAAGAAAAGAGUGACCCAAUUAGUACUUAUGUUAAUGAUGCAUUUGUUAUUCCAUCCUCUUUGGCUGGGUUGCCUUCGAUCUCUCUCCCUUGGUACAGUAAUUCCGAAAAAUACCCUGUUGGAAUACAACUAAUUGGCCAAUAUGGGGAUGAUCAAAGGGUAUUGGAGUUUGCAAAAAGAGUGGAAGAAUUAAAUUCUUUUUAA